ACAGUGUCAUCGGUGAACCGUCAGCUAUAAUUGACUUGUUUCCAAUUACUCGGGCCAGCCGCCCAUAUUCAGCCGGGCCGACCAGAUCUAUUGCUACCCAGUAUGUUAGUCAAAGGGGCUGCGGCUGCUUCUGCGAGUUCCGGAGAGCCGCGUCCAAGGAUUAGCACGGCCGUCUCUCAUGCGGCCGGCCCUCCCACCUCCAAAAUUUCAACGCCGCCGCCCGCCCGGCAGCCCGUGGGCUUAUUCUCCGAAGUUGCAUUCUCCCCCCCCCCUCCUCCCGGACGGGAUCCCCUUUUCACAGCAACAGUCGGAGUCGCCGCACGUCAUGCGAUUCCCGACCUCGCCGCAGCUCCAAUGCAAGACGGAGGCUGCCUUUACACAAACGUGGCUGAGUGUCAACCUUGUGAUAAAGACACAUGCGGGAAGAUAUUACUAUAUCAAGACAUAGUCUCCAAGAAAGGGGGAGCUUUGCUUGCUGGAACAUCCCUCACGACCCAAUAUCCUCCUCUGGGCUCAGAAAAAAAAAAUGGUUGCUCUACUGUGCACAGCUACGUCUGCUGAACCAAAAACCCAUCAAACAGAGUUUCUCUGACAGGUCUCCCCGCGUCGUCCGCGCCCCCUUGCCGGACAUGACAUGGCCUGACAAGUGAGAU
Colletotrichum acutatum is the source of this 653-nucleotide messenger RNA. RefSeq lists its product as uncharacterized. The record is from RefSeq and is a predicted model, not a curated record. Lineage: Eukaryota; Fungi; Ascomycota; Sordariomycetes; Glomerellales; Glomerellaceae. Bases 103 to 561 code for a protein of 152 amino acids. The transcript has a single exon.